Monoraphidium neglectum is the source of this 930-nucleotide messenger RNA. RefSeq lists its product as hypothetical. The record is from RefSeq and is a predicted model, not a curated record. Bases 1 to 930 code for a protein of 309 amino acids. The transcript has a single exon. NCBI's taxonomy places the organism in Eukaryota, Viridiplantae, Chlorophyta, Chlorophyceae, Sphaeropleales, Selenastraceae.
AUGCCAGCGGAGCAGCAGCAGAAGCAGCAGCAGCAGCAGCAGCAACAGCAGCAGCCGCAGCAGCCGCAGCAGCCGCAGCAGCCGCAGGAGUGUCCUCAAGAGCAGCAACAGCAGUCUGGCACACACGCCCCUGUGCCACCAACUGCGGCGUGUGAGGCCAUUGUGCAGCAACAGCCCGAAUGCAAGGCACUGAUCAGCGGCGCUGACGUCGCCUCUCCCGCCAUGACGCCGGGCAUGUCGCUGGCCACGCAGUCGGGAGCGCCGCCGCCAACAGGGUCUGAUGCGCUGCAAGGCGCCGUGCAGGGGCUUUCGGCGGCGGGCACACAAUCACCAUGCUAUGCAGCGGCCCUUGUGUCCGUGAGCGUGCAAGCCGCGCCUGCUAAAGCGGCAAGAGAGUCGAUCGGCGUGCAGGUGACGUUUGCCGCGCCUGCCAGUGUGUCUAUUGGUGUGCAGGCGUUGCCUGUUCCAGGUGAGACCCAUGCAGACCGUGCAGGCGCCGUGCGGCUUGCACCGCUUGCAGCCACGGAGCCUUUGCAAGUGGAGAUCUGCGCCGGGAGUGCGCCGAGCAGUCGGUGCAGCUCCAGCCCUUGCUGUGAUGUCAGCAGUGACAGCAGCGCAAGCACCAGCUCAGGAGGCGAUGAAGGCGGCGGCGACGGCAACGGCUGCCGCAGCGGCGGCGGCAGUGAGAGUGACCGUUACGCUGCGGUCAGCACCAUUGGCCACAAGCUGCGCGCCGCGGCCGGCAGCGAGCCUGCCCUGGAGUACCAUUGUCAUGAGAAGACGUCCACGGCCCUAUCAGCCAGCCCAAUCUCAAGUGCGUGCGUGGCGGCGCAGCCACAAGACUGCAUUGACACCGCCAACGCUGGCUGUGGCAGCAACAGCAAGGGCGUCAGGAGUCACUUCACUGGCGAAAUGGGGCACGGCUCUUGA